CUUACACUUGAGACGCACUACUGAACAGCACGUGCCAGAGGUGGAAGUCCAAGUCAAACGUAGAAGGACAGCCUCACUGAGCAACCAAGACUGGUCUAUUGUAACUUCAAGUGUUUGUAAAAGUGCCAUGCCCCCACCUACAUCUCUAGAAGUACCUCGAGGUAGUUAUUGUGUUGGAGGUUUGGGGGGGCCCUUUGGACGGAGAGGUCUGUUGUUAGUGGGGAAGGUCAAUUACAUUUGUCCCAUUUUGCUGGAGCCUUUCUCCUGUGCAGCAUCAGUGUGGACCAGACCAUACAGCAGGUGUCAGCUGUACCCAAGGCGAUCUCAGCAGCAGCAAGUCCCCGUGGUGGAUUUCCAGGCCGAGCUGAGGCAGGCGUUCUUAGCCGAGACCCCCAGAGGCGGUUAAGCGGUCUUGGCACAUCCCAGCUGGCAAUGCUCCCCCUACUGUUGGAAGCUUCUGCCCCAGCUUGCAUUGUUUGUAGCAGCACCUGCGUCAUACCUUUGUCUGUAGCCUUCCCUUAGGUCUUAAGGAUCUCGGAAUUUGACUGUGGACGUUGGAUUUGCUGGGACAGCAAUCAUGACCGUGGGCAAGAGCAGCAAGAUGCUGCAGCACAUCGACUACAGGAUGAGGUGCAUCCUGCAGGACGGCCGCAUCUUCAUUGGCACCUUCAAGGCUUUCGACAAGCAUAUGAACUUGAUCCUCUGCGACUGUGAUGAGUUCCGGAAGAUCAAGCCAAAGAAUGCGAAGCAGCCAGAACGUGAGGAGAAGCGGGUGCUGGGCCUGGUGUUGCUGCGUGGGGAGAACUUGGUCUCCAUGACUGUGGAGGGGCCACCCCCGAAAGAUACUGGCAUUGCUCGUGUACCUCUGGCUGGAGCUGCAGGGGGCCCUGGGGUUGGCCGGGCUGCUGGCAGAGGGGUACCAGCUGGGGUUCCUAUUCCCCAGGCUCCUGCUGGGUUAGCAGGCCCUGUGCGAGGGGUUGGGGGACCAUCCCAACAGGUAAUGACCCCCCAGGGAAGAGGCACAGUGGCAGCUGCAGCCGUUGCUGCUACGGCCAGCAUUGCUGGAGCCCCGACGCAGUACCCCCCAGGUCGGGGCACGCCCCCUACACCUGUGGGCCGAGCAACCCCACCUCCAGGCAUUAUGGCUCCUCCACCUGGUAUGAGACCACCCAUGGGCCCGCCGAUCGGGCUUCCCCCUGCCCGCGGGACGCCCAUAGGCAUGCCCCCUCCAGGAAUGAGACCCCCUCCACCAGGAAUUAGAGGUCCGCCUCCCCCCGGAAUGCGCCCACCGAGACCCUAGGAUACUAUUGACCCUUAGUCACUUUGACCUGCGCUGCGUCUUGUGAAACUGUAGAGUGUUUGUGAGCUUUUGUCCCCUCUCUGCUGCAUUAAUAUUCACUAAUAAAUGCAUAGAGCAAUUAAACUGUGA
Messenger RNA from Hipposideros armiger (great roundleaf bat), 1429 nucleotides. RefSeq names its product small nuclear ribonucleoprotein polypeptide N (gene SNRPN). The transcript has 11 exons. NCBI's taxonomy places the organism in Eukaryota, Metazoa, Chordata, Mammalia, Chiroptera, Hipposideridae. The record is from RefSeq and is a predicted model, not a curated record. Gene Ontology annotation, molecular function: RNA binding. Gene Ontology annotation, cellular component: nuclear speck. The coding region runs from base 578 to 1300 and encodes 240 amino acids.